AUGUCAACGUACUUCAACAUAUUAUACAAGGAGAGGGGGAGUCAAAGUUUCAUUUGCCUGACACAUCUGAUAAAUAUAUACUAUAAAUACUUUCUGAGCUGCAAAUUAGUCUAAUGCUAAAGGAAAGCAAAAGAAACUGAUUAGGAUUUUUAUUUUCAGUAGAUAACUUUAAAUCGGUUACAAUAACUAAUACAUCAACAACUACAAUGAGUAAAGAAAUCAACUCUGAAGAAAUAAAAAAAGAAAUUGAAAGUAAUUUUAAACAAUAUUUCGGCAAAGAUGGAGAACCUAUGUCUGUUUAUCAAUAUAAAGGACACAAUAUUUUGAAUCUGGACAUGGCAUCGUCAGCUUUAUCGAAACUACAUACGGUGAAAAUUAGACCUGAUGAUGUUUUGAUGCUUUCCUAUCCUGCAGCAGGGUCACAUUGGGUGUUUGAAAUCGUUAAUAUGAUAUUGACAGGAAACAAUGAAAGGGUUCCCUUGAUAAAAGAAGACAUGUUAUUAGAUUGUGCACCUGCUGAAAUGCUUGAUUCCUCUAAAUCCCCUCGAUUCUUGAACUCGCACCUUCCUCCUAAACUUCUGCCUCCAGAAUUGCUAAAGGAUCAUAAAAUUAUCUUCCUCAACCGUAACCCGAAAGCUAUGCUGGUGUCGUUCUACAGACAUAUACAAGACAUUUCGUUGUUGGACUACAAAGGAGAUCUUCCAAGCUAUUUUGACCUUUGGAUAGAAGGAGAAGUUCCUUAUGGUGAUUACUUUAAAUAUGUUCAGGAAAUUUAUGCUCUAUGUAAAGAUAACCCAAAUGCACGUAUCAUAACUUACGAAGAAAUAAAAGCGGAUAUGUCCAAAGCAGUGUCACGUGUUGCUAAAUUCUUGGGGAAAACAAUUUCUGACCAACUUACAGAGGGUAUUGUUAGUAUGUGUUCAUUUGAUAAAAUGAAAUCUGAGAAAAAAAUGACUGAUUCGUAUUUACCCAAAGAUUUGAUCGGAGAAGGUGGUACUGUCUACCAUUCUGGUAAAAUAGACACAUGGAAAAAAUGGUUAACGGUGGAACAAAGUGAAAGAAUCGAUGCAAGGAUUCAAUCAGAAUUCUCGGAUCAAGGAAUCAUCUUUAAUUUUUAACUCAUGCAUUGACGCAAGAAAUUUUCAAGUCAAGUAAAGUUAUACAAAAACAUAUAUUGCCAGUUCAGCCUUCUUUAUUGGCUCGACGAUAAUUUCUUAAGCUCUACGUCCUUAUAGUGUAGUUUUUAAUCAAUAAAUUUCAGUAAAACAAAAUUCACAUUUA
Molecule: messenger RNA, 1281 nt
Organism: Octopus sinensis (East Asian common octopus)
Lineage: Eukaryota; Metazoa; Mollusca; Cephalopoda; Octopoda; Octopodidae
Product: sulfotransferase 1E1-like
Exons: 5
Coding region: 207-1118 (303 amino acids)
Biological process (GO): sulfation
Cellular component (GO): cytoplasm
Molecular function (GO): sulfotransferase activity
Source: RefSeq, a predicted model, not a curated record